This is a messenger RNA of Sorex fumeus (smoky shrew), 1058 nucleotides long. RefSeq names its product ADP ribosylation factor like GTPase 1 (gene ARL1). Gene Ontology annotation, biological process: vesicle-mediated transport; intracellular protein transport. Gene Ontology annotation, cellular component: cytoplasm; Golgi apparatus. The coding region runs from base 135 to 680 and encodes 181 amino acids. NCBI's taxonomy places the organism in Eukaryota, Metazoa, Chordata, Mammalia, Eulipotyphla, Soricidae. Gene Ontology annotation, molecular function: GTP binding; GTPase activity. The transcript is spliced from 6 exons. The record is from RefSeq and is a predicted model, not a curated record.
GACGUGGAAGUUGCUGGCGGAGCGGCCGGGCGUCCCGGGGAACCGCGCCCGAGCCCGAGCCCACGGGGAGCGGAGGCGGCGGCGCCGGGGCGCAACACACGGGGCCGGCGUGAGCGUCGACGGGGACCGCCGUCAUGGGGGGCUUUUUCUCCAGUAUUUUUUCUAGUCUGUUUGGAACCCGGGAAAUGAGGAUCUUAAUUUUGGGAUUAGACGGAGCAGGAAAAACUACAAUUUUGUACAGAUUGCAGGUUGGAGAAGUCGUUACUACAAUUCCGACCAUUGGAUUCAAUGUUGAGACGGUAACAUAUAAAAAUCUUAAAUUCCAAGUAUGGGAUUUAGGAGGACAGACAAGUAUCAGGCCUUACUGGAGAUGUUACUAUUCUAACACAGAUGCUGUCAUAUAUGUAGUAGACAGUUGUGACCGAGACCGAAUUGGCAUUUCCAAGUCAGAGUUGGUUGCCAUGUUGGAGGAAGAAGAGCUAAGGAAAGCUAUUUUAGUGGUGUUUGCAAAUAAGCAGGACAUGGAACAGGCCAUGACUCCCUCAGAGAUGGCAAAUUCGCUUGGGUUACCUGCUUUGAAGGACCGAAAAUGGCAAAUAUUCAAAACUUCCGCAACCAAAGGCACUGGUCUUGAUGAGGCCAUGGAAUGGUUAGUGGAAACACUGAAGAGUAGACAGUAAAUUCAAUCACGUCUCUGCAAUGAAGACAGCAUUAGCACAACCCCUGCGGCAACAACAGUCACAUGUACUUCACACUACUAACUGGACAGGCUGUAUGACUGUCGGCCUCCACCGAACUGACUGCCACGUUUGUAAUACAUAGAAGAAUAAGUAGCGGGGAGGCAACUUACCUUGAUUGAACAAACUGAAUGUCUGUUCUGUGUAACAUAAAAUAUUCCUUCCUUGCUUUCUUGUGUUAAGGCAUAUAUUCUAUUUGUAUGAAAUUCUUAUUCAAAUACAGUCCUAUUAAAGAAUACACUCGAAUUAAGGAUAAAACUUUCUUGUUUUUGAAUAAGUGGUUGUAGUUUGUAUAAACACUAAUAAAUAUUUUAGCUCUGA